UAUCUCUACACGCCAUCUUUAUUAUUUAUAGCUGUCACAUAUCAUCUAGAUGCUCACCAUUGCCUAUACCAAGUGAGCCUGGAGAAUUCUCUCUUAUCCUUCUUGUACCCUUCGUUUCCCCGGAUAUUCCUCUGCCCCGGCCCACGGACAGCUAUUACCUUGUUCCACAUCUACACCCAACCCCAUUGACUACUCAGCAUCCUUCUUACGUGACCUGCGGGCAAUUUCUCAUUUAUACCAUCACCGCGUGGAGCCUCCACAGCUGACACACUGUCUGCUGCCUGCCGUCUGCCGUCUAUUGUCUGCCGCUCGCCCACCUGCCCACUGUCCAAAGCCCGUGCUCAUUGCCCAGUGCUUCUUUUUCUCUAGUCCACGCUUGCUACGGCGGAAGCUUCUAGACGUCCACAUUGCGCCCUCUCUCACAUAGCACAGCUGGCUGGCGACGGGUCUUGGCAGCUACAAAUAUAGACGUGACGGCGCCUUCCUCGCCCUCAACCACCACCCCACCUUCCUCACCUACCUCUCUCCACCUACACCAUAACAACCUUCCGCACGCCCGUCUCCGGCUUGCUCUCCCUCACUCUACUCUUCUAUCCUUUGCACCUACCCUGCGCCUGGCAUCAUCAUGUCUGCCGCUGGAGAUCCCGUCCCCGCUGUCGUCGACGACGCAGCUGAGGCCCGCAAGAAGCAGCAGGAAGCCGACUACCAGAAGGCCAAGGACGCUGGCUUCUACGAUGUCACGUCUCCCCAGGCGACUCAGCUUGCAGCUGCGACCGAGCAAGACCCGGGCGCUGAGCCUCUCGAGACUCCUGCCUGGCUGUCCGACGCCGCCAUCUACGCUUGGGACGACACCUAUGGAGAAGUCGGCGAGCCCAACCCUGCCCUCGAGAAGGAGCUCUAUGGAACCGAGACCCAUAAAAUCAGCAGCUACAAUAACUUGGAUAAGUUCAUCGUCGAUGUUACGUGCGAUGAGGAGGGUGAGCCGCGCCUUCAACCUGUCCGUCGGUUUGAGGAAGCCGGUCUUCAUCCCGUCAUGGAGGAGAACGUCAAGCUUUGCAAGUACUCUAUUCCUACUCCGAUCCAGGCAUACUGCAUUCCUGCUGUCUUGACUGGUCGUGACGUUGUCGGUAUCGCCCAAACUGGCUCUGGAAAGACCGCUGCCUUCCUUAUUCCCAUCCUAUCCAAGUUGAUGGGCAAGGCCAAGCAGCUCUGCGGCCCUCGUCCCUCCGACCGUAACGACCGUGUGACUGCUGAGCCUCUUGUUCUUGUCGUUUGCCCCACUCGCGAGCUGGCUUGCCAGAUCUUCGAUGAGGCUCGUCGUCUUUGUUAUCGUACCAUGUUGCGUCCUUGCGUCGUCUACGGUGGGGCGCCCACCAAGAAUCAACGUGAACAGCUUGAGAAAGGUUGUGAUGUCCUCAUUGCCACUCCCGGUCGUCUUAUGGACUUCAUGUCUAAUGUCAACCUCCUUAACCUUUCCCGUGUCAAGUUCACUGUCAUCGAUGAAGCUGAUGAACUGCUUUCGGAAGGCUGGGAGGACAUCAUGGAGAAGCUCUUUGAGGGUGGCUCUACCAAUGUUGAUGGAGACAAUACCUACUUGAUGUUCUCGGCUACCUUUCCGCGCGCCGCUCGCAAGAUGGUCCGCGAAUACAUGGAAGACGCCGUCGUCAAGAUCAAGGUCGGCCGUGUUGGCAGCACGAACUCCCAGAUCAAGCAGAAUGUUGUCUGGGUUGAACAGAAUAUGAAGCAGCAGGCGUUGAUCGACUUAAUCUUCGCGGGUGGUGCGCAGCGCACGCUGGUGUUUGUCAACUCCAAGAUGACAUGCGAUAUGGUGGACGACUUUCUGUACAACAAGGGACUGCCCGUUACCUCGAUCCACUCUGAUCGCACUCAGCGCGAGCGCGAAGAUGCCAUGCGUGCCUUCCGUACAGGUCGCACUCCCAUCAUGGUUGCGACUGGUGUUAGCGCUCGUGGCUUGGACGUUCCAUUCAUUAGGCACGUCAUCAACUACGACAUGCCUUCAACUGCGCAUGGUGGCAUCACUGAGUACGUUCAUCGUAUUGGUCGUACCGGCCGUCUCGGUACCGAGGGCUUAGCAACUUCCUUCUAUAACGACCGCAACGACGACCUCGGCGAGGACUUGGUCAAGAUCCUGAUCGAGACUAAGCAGGAAAUUCCUGACUUCCUUCAAGAUAAGGUUCCCGAGGACCAGAAUACCAUGUUCGAUGGUCAAGGCACUGAUGAUGAGUCUGAUGAUGGCUUCGCUGUUGAUGAUCUCAAUGGUGGCGGCUUCGGUGGCGAUCUCGGUGGCUCUGGUGGUUUCGGAGAUCAGGGCUUCACGGCCGAUGACGGCUUCAAGGCCGACGACGGUUUCAAGGCUGAAGAUGGCUUCAAGGCUGACGACGGCUUUGGUGACGCGGAUGACGGCAACAAAAUGGGCAGCUGGUAG
This is a messenger RNA of Periconia digitata, 2446 nucleotides long. The record is from the annotation of a GenBank genome assembly. Lineage: Eukaryota; Fungi; Ascomycota; Dothideomycetes; Pleosporales; Periconiaceae.